This is a messenger RNA of Macrobrachium nipponense, 993 nucleotides long. RefSeq lists its product as uncharacterized. Gene Ontology annotation, molecular function: G protein-coupled receptor activity; peptide binding. Lineage: Eukaryota; Metazoa; Arthropoda; Malacostraca; Decapoda; Palaemonidae. The record is from RefSeq and is a predicted model, not a curated record. Gene Ontology annotation, cellular component: plasma membrane; neuron projection. The transcript has a single exon. Bases 1 to 993 code for a protein of 330 amino acids.
AUGGAGUCAAUAGACUACGAAGCUUAUGAAGAUGACUACUUCGCCAACUGCACUUCGGCUGACCAGAACUGCACCACAGACUUAUCAGAGCCACUGGGAACCAACUCCUUAAUAAUUAAAAUUGUUGUCAAGAGCCUUUUGGUGGUACUAGCACUAAUUGGCAGCAUCUGUACCAUCAGCCUUCUGGCAAACACGACCACAAAGUACGUCCUCAGCAGGUACGUCGUAACCCGUACUCUCGCAGCCCUACUGUCGUUGCUGACGCUGUCUUUCGACCUGGUGACCGACUACAACGGAUCGUGGAUCUUUGGCUACGUCUUGUGCCUGGGUAAAAACGGUCUAUCGACUAUAGCAUUCCCCGUGUAUUCUGGCAUGCAAGUCGGUAUGUGCAUCAACACCUACCUCGAAGAAUCCAAGUCAACGCCCAAUUCAAAGCUGAGGUCGACAGCUUUCAAGAUCACCAGCUUCAUUUCAUGGUCCUUCGCCCUGGCUAUCGGUUUCUUCAUCUUCAAGAGUUCAGAAGUUCUAGGGAUGCAGCCCUCUUUGGCCUGUGUUUUCGGCGUUGGUCAAUACUUCUUUAUUCUACAUGACAUCUUGACAAUGAUCAUGCCAAUUAUAGUCAGCUGGGUCUUGCUGGGACUAGCUGUGUGCCACAAGAGAACGCAGCCAGCCGCAAUUAGCCUAGAAGAGCCAGCUAGCGUCUCCUCGAUUCUGCAAAAGCGCUCCAAACAGCUGUCCUUUGCCAUAACAACAUCCUUCACUAUUUUCAGCUUGGUUAUUGCUGUGCCUAUCCUUAUGUUAAACUUUGGUGUGGAGGAGCACAUUUACGAUUACGUAAUUAAACUGUUUUCCAUAAUACAUUAUCUGGUCCCUGUGCAUUUCAUCAUUGAUUUGGCCCUGUAUCCAAUCUUCUUGCGAGAUGCUUACAAGCAUCUGAAGAAGGUGGGACUGUCAGUGGAUGAUCCCCUUGUGGUACCUCUCAGGGAUGUAUGA